CCAUCGAAAAACGCAUCAACCGUGAUCGGAAUCGGGUGAAACGGUCGUCGCGCGUAUACGUUAAGUGGACAAGUGGACAAGAAACAGCAGAGGCGACGCGACUGUCUGUUCCUACUACGAACGACGACGGGCAAGCUAGCUACUAAUCGUUGGUCUCUUCGAUUCGAAUCUACUUACUGUACGCGAGUGUCGCGAUAAAAUUCCGGAAAACAAAAGGGCUUGGCCGUUGUCGCGACACCGUUUCGGGGUUCGAUUCAGCUUGUUUGUGGGGCUCGGAGGAAGCCACCAGGAAUGUAGUGAUAUUUUUUGCUAUCGGGAGUGCCAAAUAGUGAUAUUAGUUCUUUUCCGGAACGAGGAAAUUUCCGGUUCGUCGUUUUUCCAGUGAAACGAAAUCAUACUCAUCAUCCAUUGCGUGCGUCACCCAUUUUCUAGAUAUUUUUUCCUCAUUGGUUGAAAUUAUUACUGUGAAGCAUAGAAAAGCUGGAAUUGAGUUGUUGGGAAAAAUAAAUGGUGGAUCUAUAAAACAAAGGAAAAAAAAAUCAAAGCAAAGAAGGAAGUUUGUGGUUUUAAACGAAUCCUCCGUGAAUUGUUCCGGGUUAAAAAGGGGUUACUCAAAGCCUCCCAGGAAACAUGUCGUCACUUUCGGCCAGUGCCGAAAAUCUGUCCAGUGACCAGAAUAACGACGGCUCCUCGAUGUGUCUGGAACUGGCUCUGGAAGGCGAAAGGCUCUGCAAAUCCGGUGAUUGCAGAGCAGGGGUGGCCUUUUUCCAGGCUGCAAUCCAAGCCGGAACGGACGAUUUGCGGACACUGAGUGCCAUAUACAGUCAGCUGGGGAAUGCUUACUUUUAUCUGGGGGACUAUGCCAAAGCAAUGCAAUACCACAAGCAUGAUCUUACUCUGGCACGCUCGAUGAACGAUAAACUCGGUGAGGCCAAAUCUUCUGGAAACUUGGGCAAUACCCUGAAAGUAAUGGGACGUUUUGACGAGGCUGCUAUCUUCUGUCAGCGACACCUGGCCAUCGCUCAGUCCUUGGGUGAUCGAUUAUCUGAAGGACGAGCCCUGUACAAUUUGGGAAAUGUGUAUCACGCCAAAGGUAAACAGCUGGGCCAGAAAGAUCCCGGAGAUUUCUCGGACGAAGUUAAAGAAUCACUCAUGCAAGCCGUAGAAUAUUAUCAACAAAAUUUGACCCUCAUGAAAGAGCUGGGUGAUCGGGGAGCUCAGGGAAGGGCCUGUGGCAAUCUGGGCAAUACAUACUAUCUUCUAGGGAACUUUGAAACUGCCAUCGAACAUCAUCAGGAACGGUUACGAAUUGCACGUGAGUUUGGCGAUAAAGCAGCUGAACGGAGAGCCAACAGCAAUCUGGGUAACUCACACAUCUUCCUCGGCCAGUUUGAGCAAGCUGCCACACAUUACAAGCGCACCUUAUCACUGGCAAUGGAACUCGGCGAACGAGCUGUCGAAGCCCAGGCUUGCUACAGUCUCGGUAACACCUACACUUUGCUAAGAGACUUCCCAACGGCUAUCGAUUACCACCAGCGCCAUUUGGCCAUCGCUCAGGAACUGGGCGAUCGGAUCGGAGAAGCCAGAGCUUGCUGGAGCCUCGGAAAUGCUCACUCAUCGAUAGGAAAUCACGAAAAAGCACUACACUAUGCCAAUUCCCACUAUCUACUAGCCAAAGAGUUGGGUGAUGUGGUCGGCGAAAAUACGGCCAAAAUGAACAUAUCGGAUCUGCGCAAAAUACUCGGCCUGCCGGAGCUUCCUUGCACCGAUAGUGCUUCCCUGUUGGCUGCGGUGGAAAACGAUACCGUCCAUGAACUGGUGGCUACCGGAAAUCAAAAUAAUACUCAGCUGAGUAGCGGCAGUGGUGGUAAACUUUCUGUCGGCGGUUUGGGAUCCAAGCAGCAUCGGGUCCGGCGACAGAGCAUGGAGCAGCUGGAUUUGAUCAAGUUGACACCGGAUGGCAAAAAGAUGGUGAACAAGCAGCAGCAACCUUCGGCGUUGGCACAAUCGGCAUUGGCUCAGGCACAUCAGCAGCAGAAAGAGGCAGGAACGCAGAAGAACAAACAAAACGAGAACAUCUUCAAGAACAACGACGAGGACUUCUUCGAGCUGCUCACCCGAUCGCAAAGCAAACGAAUGGACGAUCAACGCUGUACGCUUAAGCUAACCCAUGCGGAGAGCGUCGAUUCGGCUAGGAAACCAUUGACACAGCACAACAGUAAUAACUCAGCGGUGGCCAAAGAAAAUCGAAACGCACUGCUGGAGAUGAUAGCCGACUUCCAAUCGGAGCGGAUGGACGAACAGCGAGCCCUGUUGCCGGGCCUGAAACGCAUAUCGAUCAACAAUCCUGCCGGAGCCGGAGGUCAUCGGCCGUCCCUAGGGCUGCUGCCGGGGGGUGAAGCGGGUGGUGCCCCGAUUGACAACGCCAACAUCGAAGAUUCACUGCAGCAGCCAGGAAUUGCACCGAACGAUCCCCCAAUCGGAACCCCACCGGACGAUGCGUUCCUCGAUAUGCUGAUGCGCUGUCAGGGAUCCCGUAUUGAGGAACAGCGUUCGGAACUGCCCACUCCGAACAUCACUAUGGAUGCGGAAGCCACCGAUCGUCGAGCAACUGCCGGAAAUGCAAGUAACAGCGGAGCCACCGUACCAGACGAGGACUUCUUCUCGUUGAUCAUGCGUCUCCAGGGUGGCCGCAUGGAAGAUCAACGAGCAACGGUCCCUUUGAAUAACAAUCGAAAUCUGUUGAACAACAAUAACAAUAACCAAAUGAACAACCACAAUCAUUCCACCACCAGUAAUAACAACAAUGCCAACAGCAGCUCGAAUCCCACCAACGGAAAUGGAAACAGUCAACAGAAUGCCAGUAGCGGAGGCGGAAGUGGGAGUGCUAAAGGACUGAAAUGAUUUUACUCGUUAGAUCGAUAAGGAAUCGGAAUGAUUGCUGUUAUCGAUUAAGGAGGAAUCACAAUGCAUAAAGUUGUGUGUGAGUGUCUACUUUUAGAGACCUCGGAAUCGACUUGAGUUUCUUCUACAGAAUUCCUCGAGUCGGUUUGGAGAAAUGUUUUGAUGUCCUGAGUACGCUCUCGAUACGGAGCGAUAGUGUGUAAUCAAUCCGCGCCAUAUCUUAUUUCCUUACUUGGCUAAUCUACCAGUCGAUGAUCUGUUUGUUAGUUCUACAAGUGUGUUUAACCAAUGUCGUGUGACCUGUUUUCCGGUACGUGUCUCACGUAGAAAGAUGUUGUAUAUGUAUUGUUUUCAAUUUCUUCCACGCCAGAGGAUUUUUGUCCCGCAGACGAGUUCGAGUGUGCAUAUCCAUUAGUUUCUUUCCAUGCAUGCGUUCAUAAAAAAAAGUAAAAAUCAUUGUACAUAUAACAAAUUUAUACGUUAGGUUUUGAAUAUAUGAUUCCACCAUUUAUUUUUCUACCAGAUAUAUUUUACUAUACACUGCAUUUCUAUAGUUUAAGAAAAGAUGUAACUAUGCUCUGUUAUCAGAGAAAAAUUUCAAACCCCCUUUCGCCUAAAAAGUUUGCUUAACUUACCGAUUUUUCCACCUAUGUAGUAAUAUUAACAACUAAAAAGCUAACAAAAUUACUGGAGGAAAGGAGGGAGAGAGUUAAUAAGAAAAAUAUUGAUAACGAAGACUAACAGAAAAACCAUAUUUAUUAAAUAUUUCCACACAAAAUAUUAAACGAAAAUACAUAAACCCGAUAUUAUAAGGCAGUAGAAUGUUUUGUUAACUGUACCCAACUUGAGAGGAGAAUAAUAAUAACAAAUCAAAAAGACCAAACUACCGAUAAAAAUUAAAACUUUUUAGAAAACAGUUACGGUUGCUUUUCUCUUUGGACGUAAUAGUGAACAAAUAAAAUCUGUACUCACUCUCAGCUUAAAAUGAACAAAAGAAGCCAUUCAUGUAGGGGUGUAUGAAUGAAAAUGCUGAACCAGUGUAUGAUUGUUAAAGAAAAAAUCUUGUACGGUAUUUUCUAGGACGUUUGGGUUGAAUGAGGAU
This is a messenger RNA of Uranotaenia lowii, 4006 nucleotides long. RefSeq names its product G-protein-signaling modulator 2 (gene pins). NCBI's taxonomy places the organism in Eukaryota, Metazoa, Arthropoda, Insecta, Diptera, Culicidae. The transcript is spliced from 7 exons. The record is from RefSeq and is a predicted model, not a curated record. The coding region runs from base 631 to 2904 and encodes 757 amino acids. Gene Ontology annotation, molecular function: GTPase regulator activity; protein binding.